This is a messenger RNA of Trichosporon asahii var. asahii CBS 2479, 528 nucleotides long. RefSeq names its product putative EF-hand protein. Gene Ontology annotation, molecular function: calcium ion binding; microtubule binding. Bases 1 to 528 code for a protein of 175 amino acids. Gene Ontology annotation, biological process: spindle pole body duplication. The transcript is spliced from 4 exons. Gene Ontology annotation, cellular component: mitotic spindle pole body; half bridge of spindle pole body. NCBI's taxonomy places the organism in Eukaryota, Fungi, Basidiomycota, Tremellomycetes, Trichosporonales, Trichosporonaceae. The record is from RefSeq and is a predicted model, not a curated record.
AUGUCCGGCUUCCCCCGCACAUCAAGGCGCGGCGCAUCGCUCCCGCCCCCGAAACCGAGCUUGACGGACGAGCAACGCGGCGAGGUGCGCGACGCGUUCGAGCUCUUCGACACGGACAAGGACGGCUUCAUCGACUACCACGAGCUCAAGGUCGCCAUGCGCGCACUCGGCUUUGACCUCAGAAAGCAGGAGGUGCUUAAGAUCCUCCGCGACCAUGAUCGGGGAGACGGGCUUAUGGCGCUCGCCGACUUUGAGAAAGUCAUGACGGAGAAGAUUCUGGCGCGAGACCCUAUGGAGGAACUGCGCCGCGCCUUCUCCCUCUUCGACGAUGACAAGACCGGUCGCAUCUCGCUCAAGAACCUGCGCCGGGUCGCCAAGGAGCUGGGCGAGCACCUCGGCGACGAGGAGUUCAUCUACGCACCUGGUAUUACUCCACUUAUGGCCGCGAUGAUUGACGAGUUUGACAUGGACGGCGACGGCGAGAUCUCGCAGGAAGAGUUCAUCGCGAUCAUGCUCGAUGGCGAGUGA